AUGGCAGGUGAAGACUGUGUAAGAAAACGCCAGUCUGGCUCCACUGCAACCUACAAGACCUCUGAGAAUGAAGAAGCGCAGAGAAGACCUGAGAACGAGAGGUCAUUUCAAAACUCAAGCAAUGGCCGGGUUGAUGUCGACCAUGUGAUAACAAGGAAAAUGCAACUAAUAGCAGAAGCUGAGCAAUUGAAGCCAGCUUUCAUGAAGGAAGUGGACAGUCACUUCACAGAGUUUGUGAACACCUUGGUAGCAAAAUCAGCACUCCUGGACUCCUCAUCUUCAGCUUCCCUCUUCCCAGCUUCCUGCACAGAGAAGGAACUGCACAAAGCCAAGACUUUGAGGGCCCCUCCAGAGCAUGGGAAGAUCUUUACUGCCAGGCGGUCCCUCUUGGAUGAGCUGUUUGAAGUGAGUCACAUCAGGACGAUCUACCACAUGUUCAUCGCUCUUCUCAUUGUCUUCAUCCUCAGCACGCUGUUAGUAGACUUCAUUGAUGAAGGAAGGCUGGUCCUAGGAUUUGAUCUCUUGGUGUAUGUUUUUGGAAAGUUCCCAGUCGUCUUCUGUACUUGGCUGUGCAUGUUCUGUGCCACAGUUAUCGUGCCAUACCACCUUUUUGCCUGGUGGGCCCAAGGCUACUGCAGUUCCUCCCAUCGUGUAAUCCACUCUUUCUUCUAUGGGAUGUUGUUCACGCUCUUUGGGCUUGGAUUUGGACCAACCUAUGUUGCUGUAUCAUAUGCCCUGCCUCCAGCUUCCCGUUUUAUUGUAAUAUUGGAGCAGGUUCGUCUUGUUAUGAAGGGUCAUUCUUUUGUCCGGGAGAAUGUUCCCAGAGUCUUCUCCUCUGUAAAGGACAAGUCCAGUACAGUACCUAUUCCCAGAAUUUCUCAAUACCUGUACUUCCUCUUUGCUCCCACCCUCAUCUACAGAGACAACUACCCCAGGAAUCCCACAAUAAGAUGGGGCUACGUAGCUACCAAGUUUGCACAGGUGCUUGGUUCACUUUUCUAUGCCUACUACAUCUUUGUGAGACUCUGCAUUCCUCAGUUCCGCAACAGUAGUCAAGAAACCUUCAACCUUCGAGGGCUAGUCCUCUGCAUCUUCAAUUCCAUUCUGCCAGGUGUACUGAUUCUCUUCCUGGUUUUCUUUGCGUUCCUUCACUGUUGGCUUAACGCGUUUGCUGAGAUGCUGCGCUUUGCAGAUAGGAUGUUCUACAAGGACUGGUGGAACUCCACUUCCUAUGCAAACUAUUACCGAACCUGGAACGUAGUAGUACAUGACUGGCUCUAUUACUAUGCCUACAGGGACUUCCUUUGGUUUUUUGGGAAGAAGUUCAAAGCAGCAGCUAUGCUAUCUGUCUUCACAGUAUCAGCUGCUGUGCACGAAUAUGUUCUGAGCGUCUGCUUCGGCUACUUCUAUCCGGUUAUGUUUUGCCUGUUUAUGUGCUUUGGAAUGGUCUUCAACUUCAUUCUUAAUGACCGUCGGAAAGGGCCCAUCUGGAACGUGAUCAUGUGGACAUCCCUCUUUCUGGGCCAAGGUGUCAUCAUUUGCCUCUAUAGCCAGGAGUGGUAUGCCCGGCAGUACUGCCCUAUGGAAAAUCUCACAUUCCUGGACCACUUAAAACCACGUUCAUGGUCGUGUCAUACGAAGAUGUAAAAAUGGUAUGCUCUGGCCAUGUCAUUAUCACAGAAGAUAAGAGUUGUCCUCCAAGUAUUUGGACCAAUGACCUAACUCACUAUGGACUUUUUCUAAGGGAAAAACUAAGGGAAGUUGUGCCUCCUGAUUAUUGGGGAGAAACUGUAAAUUUUUUAAGCAUUACUGAAGCAAACCAGUUGACCUGGAUUGCAACAUGCUUCGUAGGCAGCAUUGACUGUGUGCUGUCCCACUUUGAGCCAUUUCCAUGCCAGUAAAACAUUGAGCUGAAUGUGGAAUCUACUGGAAUCCAACUCAUCCAGGGAUCCCCCCAAGUUGCUGCUUUUGUG
Molecule: messenger RNA, 1973 nt
Organism: Mesitornis unicolor (brown roatelo)
Lineage: Eukaryota; Metazoa; Chordata; Aves; Mesitornithiformes; Mesitornithidae
Gene: SOAT1
Product: sterol O-acyltransferase 1
Exons: 16
Coding region: 1-1647 (548 amino acids)
Biological process (GO): cholesterol efflux; cholesterol metabolic process
Cellular component (GO): endoplasmic reticulum membrane
Molecular function (GO): cholesterol binding; fatty-acyl-CoA binding; cholesterol O-acyltransferase activity
Source: RefSeq, a predicted model, not a curated record